This is a messenger RNA of Phragmites australis (common reed), 1424 nucleotides long. Its product is annotated as auxin-responsive protein IAA13-like. The transcript has 5 exons. Lineage: Eukaryota; Viridiplantae; Streptophyta; Magnoliopsida; Poales; Poaceae. The record is from RefSeq and is a predicted model, not a curated record. Gene Ontology annotation, biological process: regulation of DNA-templated transcription. Bases 360 to 1055 code for a protein of 231 amino acids. Gene Ontology annotation, molecular function: protein binding. Gene Ontology annotation, cellular component: nucleus.
CCAAGCAAACACACCCUAACUAACUGCUAUUAGAAGCAGUAACCCCACUACCAUGUUCCAUCUCUUUCUCUCUCUACUCCUGCCACCACCCUAGCUAGAAUAGGAGUAUUUACCACCACUUUUCACUCUCUCUCUCUCUUUUUCCUUCUCUUCCUCCCUCUCUCUCUAUAUAUAGACAUCUCCACCAUGUUCCUGGGUCCUCUCUUCCACCACCUCCAAACUACUUCAAGCACAAAUCUCAAACCUUGCCAUACACAGGGGAGCUGAGACCCAAAAAGCUUAGCUAGUGUGGAGGUGUAUAUACAAGGUCAGAGGCUCAGCGACGACGGCCGCGACAGGCUAGCCGACCAGCUGCUCCGAUGGCUGGCGCCGACGUCGGGACGGAGCUCCGGCUCGGGCUGCCUGGAGGCGGCGCCGAGGCUGCCAAGGCCGGGAAGAGGGGCUUCGAGGAGGCCAUUGACCUGAAGCUUAAGCUGCCAACGGCCGGCAUGGAGGAGGCCACCGCCGGCAAGCCGGAGCCGGCCGCCGAGAAGGUGAAGAGGCCCGCGGAGGCGGAGGCCGCUGAUGCCGAGAAGCCACAUGCACCCAAGGCACAGGCUGUGGGUUGGCCACCAGUCCGAUCAUACCGCAGGAACGCCAUGACUGUCCAGUCUGUGAAGAACAAGGAGGAGGAACCUGAGAAGCAGCAGCCUGCUGCCAACGCCGGCGGCAACAGCUCCGCCUUCAUCAAAGUCAGCAUGGACGGCGCCCCCUACCUGCGCAAAGUGGACCUGAAGAUGUACAACAGCUACAAGGACCUCUCCAUUGCUCUGAAGAAGAUGUUCAGCAACUUCAAACCAACUGGGAACAACAUGAACGAGGGGAAGUUGGUUGAUCCGCUGAGUGGUGCCGAUGUUGUCACUACUUACGAAGACAAGGAUGGCGACUGGAUGCUUGUUGGGGACGUCCCGUGGGAGAUGUUUGUUGCCUCAUGCAAGCGCCUGAGGAUCAUGAAGAGUUCUGAAGCCAUUGGUCUUGCACCAAGAACCAAGGACAAGUGCAAGAACAAGAGCUGAACAAGUUGCAGUUAAGAAGCUGAGCAUGGUGUCAUAAGAAUGGUGCCCUUGCAGUGUGUUACUGUUUUUUCUAGAAACAUAAUGUUCUAAUUACUAGUGGGAUUAUAAGAAGGGAGAGUUGCCAUGUUUAAUUUGUUCAUGGACCAGAAGCAAUAAUCUAUCUGUGUGUAGCUUGAUUGGUGUUAUGUGACGUCCCCUACCGUGUGUCCCAGAAUCUACUUGGUGAUUUUAUUCCAGUGUUGUUAAUCAAGCUUGUGUGAUUGUUAAGUAAAGGGCAUCAAUGAGAGAGACUAUCAUUAUUUAUUAUGGUAUCUUGUAAGUUAACCUGUUUGUUAAUUGUCAAUACAAUAUAUUUGGCAAUCUGUAUGC